AUGCCUUUACUCGUGUCUCGUAGCAAGCUCUCGAUCCUAAUCUUGAUCAUGACACUUAUAAUAUCCAUACCAAUUGAAGGCUAUAGAUUUCAUCGAAAGAUUAAAAUGGCUCCAGCUACAUCUGAAUUUUUUUCGAAUAGUUCGCAAAUUCGUACCGGAAGGUUUUUAUUUGAUGAAAUAUUCGGUAUCGACGUUAUCGAUAAUAGUGAUUCAGACGAAGAUAGGCUCUGCACGUGCGAAUGCGGUUUAUCUAAUCAAGAGAAUCGAAUAGUGGGUGGACGUCCUACGCUACCGAAUAGAUACCCCUGGGUCGCAAGGCUGGUGUACGACGGUCAUUUCCACUGUGGUGCUAGUCUGCUCAACAACGAUUACGUAAUCACCGCUGCCCAUUGUGUACGGAAUUUGAAACGAUCGAAAAUUCGAGUGAUACUUGGUGAUUAUGAUCAAUACGUAAAUACUGAUGGAGUUGCCGUUAUGAGAGCAGUGAGUGUUGUGAUACGUCAUAGGAAUUUCGAUAUGAAUUCCUACAAUCAUGACAUAGCCUUAUUAAAAUUACGCAAGCCCGUAAAAUUUUCAAAAAAGGUUCGACCAAUCUGUUUACCUCAACCAGGAAUCGAUCCUGCCGGAAAAGAAGGGACUGUAGUGGGAUGGGGUCGUACUUCGGAAGGAGGCAUGUUGCCUGGGAAACUGCAAGAAGCGCAAGUCCCAAUAUAUAGCUUGGCGCAAUGCCGAAAAAUGAAAUAUCGAGCGAAUCGAAUUAGCGAUAAUAUGAUUUGCGCCGGUCGAGGUGGCAAUGACUCUUGUCAAGGAGACAGUGGCGGUCCUCUUCUCGUUCAAGAAGCCGAUAGGCUUGAAAUAGCAGGUAUAGUGUCUUGGGGUGUGGGAUGUGGUAGACCAGGUUAUCCCGGAGUUUACACGAGAGUUACCCGAUAUCUCAAAUGGAUCCACGCGAACAUGAGAGAAGGCUGUUCGUGCGCCAAUUGAGGACCUGCUUUCACCUCCGCCUUGUGUACAUAAAAUUUCACAUGUUAUAAUUGUAAUUAAUCGGUACGACGAGCACGUUUUACGUUAACAUUCAUAAACGUCUUAUUUGGG
Messenger RNA from Temnothorax curvispinosus, 1095 nucleotides. Its product is annotated as trypsin-1-like. Gene Ontology annotation, molecular function: serine-type endopeptidase activity. Lineage: Eukaryota; Metazoa; Arthropoda; Insecta; Hymenoptera; Formicidae. Gene Ontology annotation, biological process: proteolysis. The record is from RefSeq and is a predicted model, not a curated record. Bases 1 to 984 code for a protein of 327 amino acids. The transcript is spliced from 6 exons.